This is a messenger RNA of Lodderomyces theae, 2379 nucleotides long. RefSeq names its product translation initiation factor 2 (gene IFM1). The record is from RefSeq and is a predicted model, not a curated record. NCBI's taxonomy places the organism in Eukaryota, Fungi, Ascomycota, Pichiomycetes, Serinales, Debaryomycetaceae. The coding region runs from base 1 to 2379 and encodes 792 amino acids. Gene Ontology annotation, molecular function: translation initiation factor activity; GTP binding; GTPase activity. The transcript has a single exon. Gene Ontology annotation, biological process: translational initiation.
AUGUUCCACUACUUACUAUAUAGACAACUUGGAAACAAGCGACUACUACUAACGCGAUCAUAUGCUGACAUAAUCAAUGAAAUUCGUAAAAAGUCAAAAGAGUCUGCACCCAGAAUAAAUCGAUUUGCUCAGCAGUAUUCAAAGCCAGACCAAAAACCUCAAGGUGCUCGGACUAGGCACCAACAGGGCCACAAGCGAAAUGGAGCUCAGCCUGGUGUCCACAAUGGACCAAAGAGGAGCCCACAUAGGGUGCAUCAUGCCACCACCCAUGGCAAAUCAGCUGCACCACGUGCUACAGCAGGAAGACACGUUUCAAAGUCUAAUGGGGUAAGGGAUUUUGAUAAACAAUUUGUCUCUGCACCUCCACAACUUUCAAAGGAGGAGAUGGAAAGGCAGAAGAUGCUAAAGUAUGAAGAGCUUCGUAAGGAAUUAGCCAAAGAGGAACAACACGAUAAACAUCAACGCAGUGACCCGAGACACAUUCAACAAUUGAAAAAGCGCAAAGUGAGAAAAGUCAAGGAGCAGAGGAGGCCGUUGGUGAAAAUUCAACUACCACCAUUUAUCAGUGUAUCCAACUUGGCAACAAUCAUGCAAGUGCCCUUGAAUGACGUUUUCAAGAAAUUGGAGGGCCUAGGGUUUGAAGAUAUUCGCCAUUCCUACAUUUUAGAUAAGGAGAAUGCAGCAAUGGUUGCCGAUGAAUAUGAUAUAGAAGUUGAGACGGUUGCAGAGUCUGACAACGACUUAUUUCCUGAACCAAUAAAAGAGGAGCUCCUCAAGGAAAGACCCCCAGUGGUUACAAUCAUGGGCCAUGUCGAUCAUGGGAAAACCACCAUUCUCGACUACUUGAGAAAAUCGUCCAUCGUGUCAGGUGAGUUUGGAGGGAUCACGCAACACAUUGGUGCAUUUUCGGUACUUACACCAAAAUCACGCAAAAAGAUUACCUUUUUGGACACACCAGGACAUGCCGCAUUUUUGAAAAUGAGAGAGAGGGGGGCAAUUAUUACUGAUAUUGUGAUUCUUGUAGUUGCAGCCGAUGAUUCAGUGAUGCCACAAACUAUUGAAGCUAUCAAACAUGCCAAGAAGGCUGGUGUGCCGAUGAUUGUUGCAUUGAACAAAUGUGACAAGCCAGGAGUCAACGUUGAUAAAGUGCUUGGUGACUUGGCGGCACACGAUAUCGAUAUUGAGGAUUAUGGUGGAGAAACACAAACAGUGCAAGUUUCCGGUAAAACUGGAUUAAACAUGGAUAAGUUGGAGGAAGCGAUUAUUACUUUGAGCGAGUUGAAUGAUUUCAAAGCAGAAGAAAAAGGUGUUGCCGCAGAAGGGUGGAUAAUUGAAUCCGAACUUGUAAAAGGUAUGGGAAACGUUGCAACUGUAUUGGUACGUCGCGGGUCAUUAAAGAAUGGUGAUGUGAUUGUUGCUGGUGAAACGUUUUGCAAAAUUAGAGGAAUGAAGGAUGAAAAGGGGAAAGUUGUGAAGGUAGCCGGCCCUUCUACACCUGUGCAAAUAUGGGGAUGGAAGGAACUACCAGAUAGUGGCGAUCACAUAAUACAAGCAAAACUGGAGCAGGUUGCCAAGAAAGUGAUUGACCACCGUGUCGCCAGAGCACAGCAAAUUCAAGCUUCAAGAGAUAUUGAAGAUAUCAAUGCCAAACGAGCUGAGGAGAUUAAAGAAGCUGAACGAUUAGAGAAGAUUGCCGAGUUGAAGAAGGCUGGGUUAGAUUCUAGUGAGUUGGAGAAUGAGGCACAGGAUACAAAAGUGACCAAAUGUAACUACAUAAUCAAGUCGGAUGUGUUUGGAUCUGCAGAAGCUAUCAAGGAGAGUAUUCACGAGUUGGGUAACGAGGAAGUACAAUCAUGUGUUAUUUCCCAUUCUGCCGGUGCUCCAUCGGAUAGCGAUCUUGAUAUGGCAAAAACUUUUGAUGCCACCAUCUUUUGUUUCAACAUUAAACCUCCAAAGCCAAUUUUACAAAGAGCUGAAAAGGAGAAAGUGAAAAUUGUUGAACACAAUAUCAUUUACAGAUUGAUUGAGCAAGUCACUGACGAACUUAGCUCACAUUUGAAACCAAGGAUAGAGACAAAGAUUCUUGGUGAAGUUGACAUUAAAGAUAUAUUCACCAUCACUCAAGGAAAAUCAAAGAUUAAAGUUGCGGGAUGUAAGGUGGCUUCGGGUGUUAUUAAACGAUCAUCCGACGUCAAAGUCAUGAGAGGCGAUACAGAAGUUUUCAAAGGCACAUUGUCCUCGUUGAAGCAUGUUAAAGACGAUAUAAGUGAAGCCCGUAAGGGAAAUGAAUGUGGGUUAGGAUUUCAUAACUGGACUGGGUUUGAAGCUGGAGAUAAAAUAUUGGUGUAUGAGGAGAUUGAACAUAAAAGGUAUUUGUAA